AUGGCGUCAUUGACCAGUUUGCAAAAUGCGCUGGCGGCAGACCUUCAAUCUCGCCCUUCCUCCUCAACGCAGGCGGUUUCGGGUGAAAUGAGCCGCCCGAAUAAUUUGCAAAGAAUUGCUCAGAAGAAAUCACAAGUUAGAAACUUCUCACGUACAAAGAAACUUGAGAAAUUGGCAGUUUAUUCAUCAUGCAAAAGUGACAACUGCAAAUGCAACGGAUGGAAGAACCCUAAUCCUCCACCGACCCAAUCAAGGAUGGACGUAUCACAGCCUUUGGCGAGUCUCACAGAUCCCUGCAGAAGCUGUGGACAUACCCUGGGUGGACACGUCUCUCAUUUAGAUGCAACAGAAGAAGAUGAACUGAACAGGUUGCUUGGCAUUGUCGUGGAUGUUGAGAACCUUUUCAUGUGUGUGCACAAAGAGGAAGAUGCUGAUACGAAACAAGUUUAUUUCUAUCUUUUUAAGCUCCUCAGAAAAUGCAUUUUAAACAUGAGCAAGCCCUCAGUGGAGGGUCCUCUAGGAAACCCACCAUUUGAGAAACCCAGCAUCGCAAAGGGAGUCACCAAUUUUGUCUUGUAUAAGUUCGGCCAUUUGAACCAGAAGGAAUGGCAAACAAUGUAUGACCUUGCUAAGAUGUUCCUUCACUGCCUUAACCAUUGGAAGCUGGAGACACCGACAGCGCGAAAGCAGCAUUCACAGACAGAUGAUGUGUCCGUGUAUAAAGUCAAUUAUACGAGAUGGUUGUGCUACUGCCAUGUUCCAGCAUUCUGUGACAGUCUGCCUCGAUAUGAAACCACGCUCAUCUUCGGUCGAACCUUGUUGAGGUCUGUCUUCCAAACGAUGCGACGUCAACUUCUGGAUAAAUUCCGCGCAGAGAAGGACAAAAUGCCGCCAGAGAAACGAACACUUGUCUUGACGCAUUUUCCACGAUUCCUGUCGAUGUUGGAAGAAGAAGUCUACGGAACAAGUUCACCGAUCUGGGAUCCAGAGUUUACUCACAAUCCAACCAGUGUACCAAUCUCACCUCCUUCAACACCUGAUUUCCUUUUAUCCACUCUAGAUAGUCUCUCUAGUGCUGCCCCUGGUGUUAGCGGCUUAAAUCGAUUCAACACGACUGUGUCACAGGCAGCUGCGGCUGCUGCAGCUUCGAAUGACUCGUUCACCUCUAUCAAUAUCAGCCCAGGCCUCAUCAAGAGGGUGCCAAAAGUUGAACCAGGUGAGAAAAGAAAGUUGGACUCCACGUCAUCAGUGACAGAGGACUCAAAGAGAGUGAAGAUUGAAGGAGACAUAUCAAUGGAGGUUGUCAAGGAGAUUGUUUCAACAAUCACCGACCCUGAACUAAUGUUGGGGCCAGAGCCCAGUAUCUUUCAUGUCCAUGCUGCAAGAGAUGAGGCUGCUCGCCUUGAGGAGAAGAAGGGCAAGAUUGAGUUCCAUGUCAUCAACAACUCGCUAGUCAACCGCCCUAACAAGCAGACGAUGAUGUGGCUAAUAGGACUACAGAACGUCUUCUCACAUCAGCUGCCGCGGAUGCCUAAAGAAUACAUUACAAGGCUGGUUUUUGAUCCAAAACACAAGUGUCUCGCCCUCAUCAAAGAUGGCAAAGUGAUAGGUGGCAUUUGCUUCAGAAUGUUCAUGUUGCAAGGUUUCACAGAGAUUGUUUUCUGUGCCGUCACCUCAAAUGAACAAGUCAAGGGCUAUGGAACACACUUGAUGAACCAUUUGAAAGACUAUCACCUCUCUCAAAGUAUUCUACACUUCUUGACAUAUGCCGACGAAUACGCCAUUGGUUACUUCAAGAAACAGGGGUUUUCCAAAGAGAUCAAGCUACAGAAGUCUGCCUACUUGGGUUAUAUCAAAGAUUAUGAAGGUGCUACUCUGAUGGGCUGCGAGCUCAACCCAAGGAUCCCUUACACAGAAUUCUCACAAGUCAUUUGCAAACAAAGAGAGAUUAUCAAAAAGCUGAUAGAGCGAAAGCGGGAUGAAAUCCGCCAAAUCCGACCUGGCUUGACCUGUUUUCGUGAGGGUGUUCGUCAGAUUCCUAUAGAAAGCAUUCCAGGAGUUCUGGAAGCAGGACUAAAACCCGAGCAAUUGAAGGAGGACUCGCCAGUCGACCCUGACACCCUGUACAGCAUACUCAAACAGAUCCUACAGCAGAUUAAGAGUAAUACCAGUGCGUGGCCAUUCCAGAAGCCAGUGGACAAGUCGGAGGCUCCUGAUUAUUAUGAACACAUCAAAUAUCCAAUGGAUUUGAAGACAGUCACUGACCGACUUAAAAAUCGCUACUACGUCCACAAAAAGCUAUUCAUCGCUGACAUGCUGAGGAUUUUCAACAACUGCCGGUCGUACAACGACCCGGACACGGAGUAUUACAAGUCGGCUAAUUCGCUGCAGAAAUUCUUCGAGAGUAAGAUGAAGGAACUUGGACUAUGGGACAGGUGAAGUUUGGAAGGAUGAUUGACUUUCUACCCUGAUCGGGACUAGUGCAAUUUGUGUGGGACACAGCAUGUGUUUUUGAGAAGUAAAGAGAAGUGCUAUAACGAAAUAAUGUAUAUUUGUGGAUGUUGUUGGCUAUACAUAUAAUCAUUUGUAAGUACUUUCCUUGAUGCUGUGUUGAUGCCUGUUGGGGCACAUAGGCCUAUAGGUCUUUUUUAAUGGUGCCCUUCAUCCAGUGUUGACACAGUAUAUUGUAUAUAAAGAA
Molecule: messenger RNA, 2698 nt
Organism: Lineus longissimus
Lineage: Eukaryota; Metazoa; Nemertea; Pilidiophora; Heteronemertea; Lineidae
Product: histone acetyltransferase KAT2A-like
Exons: 13
Coding region: 1-2439 (812 amino acids)
Biological process (GO): positive regulation of transcription by RNA polymerase II; chromatin remodeling
Cellular component (GO): nucleus; ATAC complex
Molecular function (GO): histone H3 acetyltransferase activity; protein binding
Source: RefSeq, a predicted model, not a curated record